Molecule: messenger RNA, 1083 nt
Organism: Nestor notabilis (Kea)
Lineage: Eukaryota; Metazoa; Chordata; Aves; Psittaciformes; Psittacidae
Gene: CAPS2
Product: calcyphosine 2
Exons: 10
Coding region: 37-1083 (348 amino acids)
Molecular function (GO): calcium ion binding
Source: RefSeq, a predicted model, not a curated record
GCAGAGAGGAGAAAACAGGCUGUGGUAGAACAAGUGAUGGUGGAUCAGUUAUCUAGAGCUGUUAUAAGUGAUCCAGAGCAGUCCAUGCCUGCUGAUGUUUAUAAGGAAGCUCGAGAACGUCUUCAACCUGGGACAGCACCAAUGCGUCUUAGAAAAAGAACGCUGCAUGAAACAAAAAUACGGACCAAAUCAGGAUUAACUGAAAACAUGCUCUCUAACAAGUUACGCUUUGAUAGUAGGAUUAUAUCGAGAACAAAUGCCUUGCCUUUCAUUCAGAAGGGAGUUUAUCAACAUCAGCGUGGACAAAAGAAGGAAAAAGCUUAUGAUCUUAGUGACUUCUAUAUUGGAGCUAACCUAACUUUCCGAAGUGCUGAUCAUAACCUUCCAGAAAGUGUUAAGCAGAACCCAGUUCUCACCCUUCGUGUCAUAAGUAUUGAUGAAGCAGCUAUGGAUUCUCUAAAAGCUUCUAUGGAAUUAAAGGAAGAGUGUUCUCUGCAAGUGGUUGAUGACAGCAAAGUUCUCAAGAAGAUUCAAGGUAUACUCAGAGAGACGCUAAGUAAAAGAGGAGUUCGGGUUAUAACAGGCAUAGGAAAGUAUUUCCGACAAGUAGACAAGAACAGAAAUGGUUUCCUCUCUCAGGCAGCCUUUAAAGAAGCUCUAAAACUAUUCCAUUUGGAAAUUCCUGAAGGGGACUUUAAAUCCCUAUGGCUUAUUCUUGAUGACAGCAAGAGUGGUAAGGUCGACUAUGGAGAAUUUACUCAUGCCGUAUUUGGAGAAAUGAACGAAUACAGAAAAGCGUUUGUAAGAAAAGCUUAUAUGAAACUAGAUUUCAGCAAAACUGGGAGUGUGCCUAUGGUAGAUAUCAGAAAAUGCUACUGUGCAAAGAAGCAUCCUCUAGUAUUGGCAGGCAAAGCUACAGAAGAAGAAAUAAAAUCAUCAUUUCUAGAAACAUUAGGGGAGUCCUGCAGCAACCCCAAUGAAGUGUCCUAUUCUGAGUUUGAAGAUUACUAUGAAGGAUUAAGCAUUGGAAUCAUGGAUGAUGAUGAUUUUGUUAAUAUCUUAAGAAACCCUUGGGGAAUUUAG